Molecule: messenger RNA, 845 nt
Organism: Juglans microcarpa x Juglans regia
Lineage: Eukaryota; Viridiplantae; Streptophyta; Magnoliopsida; Fagales; Juglandaceae
Exons: 1
Coding region: 156-830 (224 amino acids)
Source: RefSeq, a predicted model, not a curated record
UACCCCUGUUUCUACAUCUCUCUCUCUCUUUCUCUCUCAAAAGAAGAAAGAAAAAGAAAAACCCCUACAUUUGUAUUCCAUCAAAAGCUUUAGAUUGGUUUGUUCUAAUACACAAACAAAACCCACCACCAAAACCCCCGCUCAACAGAUAGACCAUGGAACAAAAAGAAAAGAACAAGAACAAGAAGCAAAAGCACCAGCACCCAAAUGACCAAACCACUAAACCAAACUCAGAUUUCUCUUUCAAGCCGAGCUCCGACGUAAAGGGUCUCCGGUUCGGCGGCCAGUUCAUCGUGAAAUCGUUCACGAUCCGGCGGGCUAGGCCUCUUGAACUUCUACAGCUCCUUUCUUUUCCACCAACUAACCCCAAACCCAACAACAACAACAAUAAACUCCCUUUUCCUUCAACCACUGCUUUCUUGCCCACAAACUUCACGAUCUUGGCACACCAUGCCUGGCACACCCUCACACUAGGCCUCGGCACGAAGAAAUCCAAAGUACUUCUAUUCGUCUUCGAAUCGGAGAUCAUGAAGACGGCUACAGACCGUGUUUGGCCAUCGGAGAUACCGCUCGGACAAGUGAACAAGAGGCUUAUCAGGGGCUUGACCGGGUGCGAGAUGGCUAGGUUUAAGUUCAGAAAAGGUUGCAUUACGUUUUAUGUGUAUGCGGUUCGGCAAGUGGGCUGCUUCGGGUUCUCAUGCGCCGAUGAUCUAAGGACGAUAUUACAGUCUGUGGUUGCGCUCAAGGAUUUUCUUGACCACACUGCCAUGCUCGCCAUGCCCAACCAAAGAAGCAUUAGCUAUGCGCCUCCUGUGGCCAUGGUUCACUAGGCAAAUUUCUUUUUU